AUGCCAUCUUUCUUCGCUCCAGGCCACGGCCUGCCUCCUACCCCUCCUCACAUCAACAGCGGUGGCCGCUUGGAUGAACCUUCCUUCUACCCUGUUGCUCACUCUGCGUUCCCGCCUCGCUAUCACCAGAGUGGCUGCGAGUUCAUUGAACAGUACUCGCAAUCCCUCUACGCUAAGCCGAACGCGAUGAACCUGCACCCGCAGUCUGCGAAUAUGAUGCACCACCCUACGCGCGAGUCGAUGCACGCCAUGGCUCAACAACAGCCUAUGUACGGACCGAUGGCAACUUUGCCUCCAAUUCGCUCCAGUGUUCAACUCCCGCCCAUGGAGAGUGCCAUCCCCCCGCAGUACCGCCGUCAGGAUAUCGCCCCGAUGCAGCACCAGCAACAGCAGGAGCAGCCCCGCAAGGAGGAAAAAUCGACCGGAGGUGUCGCUGCCCACCUAGACUACGAGAUGGAUCGUAUGUCCGACUUCGUGGCGGAAAUGACCCAGGGAAUGUAUGAUUUGUACAACACCAAAAUCACCCUAGCAGAUAUUGACAUCAUGCGAAGCAUAUCCCCAGGAUCUUCGGUUCCCCCUCAGUUUCGCAAAUACGUCUUCCAGAUUUUGUCCUCGACUCGCCUGCCCAGCUCGACCAUUUUGCUGGGUUUGUACUACCUGUCCUGCCGAAUGCGCCAACUUUCGGCUCAGCGGGUGUACCAAGCCAGUAGUGGCCAGAUUUACCGCAUGCUCACCGUUUCCCUAUUGCUAGGUAGCAAGUUCCUGGACGAUAACACUUUCCAGAACAAGUCUUGGGCAGAGGUCAGCAACAUCCCCGUCGCGGAACUCAACAAGAUGGAAUUGGAGUGGCUUUUCGCUUUCGAGUGGAAAAUCCACAACCGCAUGUAUGACGAACAAGACGGCUUUAACUCGUGGCGACGCCACUGGGACAGCUGGCGCGCUAAGGCCAACAUUCGCGCUCAAGAGUCUCGCCAGUCUCUGGCCCCUCUUGACACUAACGUCGUUCGCCAGCACCAGUCUAUUGCGAAACCUCUUUUGUCCCCCGAAGGCCCUAUCCCACCACAGUACCAGCGUAGCUCUACUAUCGAGAACUCCUGGCUCAACCCUGCCGCUUCCGAGUAUUCGCCUCCUUCGGCACCCCACAGCGGACCCAACACCCCCGACUACUACUCAGUUGGGACCUGGGGCUACUCGAACUCGAACCCACCACCGCCUUACACGCGCGCGUGGGCUCCCCCUUCACAAUACAUCCCUCAAUCAGCACCGCGGUCACAACCUCCAUCGUACCACCACACGCCCGCCUAUGGCUUGCCUUUCGCUCAAAGUGUUUGGACUGGCCACGGGUCAUCGUGCGGUUGCAUGUACUGUGCUAAACACAUGGAGCACUAUAUGUGCAACACUGCUUUCCCAGCUCUACAGCCUAUCCUGGCAGGCUAA
Molecule: messenger RNA, 1437 nt
Organism: Penicillium angulare
Lineage: Eukaryota; Fungi; Ascomycota; Eurotiomycetes; Eurotiales; Aspergillaceae
Exons: 1
Coding region: 1-1437 (478 amino acids)
Biological process (GO): regulation of cyclin-dependent protein serine/threonine kinase activity
Cellular component (GO): nucleus; cyclin-dependent protein kinase holoenzyme complex
Molecular function (GO): cyclin-dependent protein serine/threonine kinase regulator activity; protein kinase binding
Source: RefSeq, a predicted model, not a curated record